CUGAAAUAAUGUUGACUGUAUUUGCCAUCAAGUAUACUAUAUCUAAUAAGAAAUUUUAUUUAUUACAGCCAAAAUCAUCAUAUUUUACAUAAUAUUCUAUGCUGCUCUGGUAUCUUUGUUUGCAAUAUGCAUGGUGACGUUCCUGCAACAGUUCAUAAAUCCUCGUGUGCCACGCCUGCAGCAGGAUUAUAGUGUGAUUGGCACAAGUCCAGGCCUUGGCUUUCGACCACUGCCAGAGGAUGUUCGGAGCACCCUCAUCUAUUAUAAAGGCACUAGUUAUGACAGCUACAAAUAUUGGGAAGACCAGCUUAUUGACUUUCUUUCAGUGUACAAGAAGAAGGGUCAGACAGCAGGAGCAGGUGCAAAUAUUUUUGACUGUGAUUUCAACAAACUGCCGCCUCCAGGCAAAGUGUGCGACGUAGACGUCCGAGACUGGGAGCCAUGCAUCGAGGAGAACCACUUCUCCUUCCAUAAAUCAUCUCCGUGUAUCUUCCUCAAACUCAACAGGAUAUACGGAUGGCGGCCGGAAUACUACAACGACACGUCGCGACUGCCGGAAGACAUGCCGCCCGAACUACAGAUGGAGAUCAGAAAUAUCACCAACUACAAUAGGAAUUAUGCUAACAUGGUAUGGGUGUCAUGUCACGGCGAGACGCCCGCUGACCGGGAGAACAUCGGGCCUGUGAAGUAUCUGCCGUACCCGGGCUUCCCGGGAUACUUCUAUCCGUACGAGAACGCGGAGGGUUACCUCAGUCCACUGGUAGCGGUGCAUCUGGAGAAACCCAAGUGUAAGUACUCAAUAUUACACAGCGUCACUUUUUCUCUAGAUACAUUUAUCAACUACCUCACAGCAAGACUAUUCAAAUCAGUUUUAUUUUAUUAAGUUUAAAUGCCAACACGUUUAAUUAUAACUAUUUAUAACACAAUGUUUUAAAAUUGCAUUUUACAAUAUUCUAUUCUCUUUUUAUUAUAAAAUCUGUUUAUAAUAAAAAGAGAAUUGGUUUAAUAAAUAUGACAUUAAAUUUCAAUUCUUAAAAAUCAUCAUGGUCUCGUAGUCCGG
Messenger RNA from Diatraea saccharalis (sugarcane borer), 1060 nucleotides. NCBI's taxonomy places the organism in Eukaryota, Metazoa, Arthropoda, Insecta, Lepidoptera, Crambidae. The record is from the annotation of a GenBank genome assembly.